Molecule: messenger RNA, 3085 nt
Organism: Osmia lignaria (orchard mason bee)
Lineage: Eukaryota; Metazoa; Arthropoda; Insecta; Hymenoptera; Megachilidae
Molecular function (GO): protein binding
Source: RefSeq, a predicted model, not a curated record
UUCGGUUAUUUUGUAUAAUUCUUUAUAUUCAAUUUAAAUUAAAGUCUUCUGUUUUUAUAUGCAAUCGCUUUUUGAAAAUAUCAAAAAUCUAGACCUAUAUGUUGCACUUAGAGAUAGCUAAGUUUUAAUAAUUUAUACGUAGUAUUAAAUGUUUUACGAAGAUUAAUUAGAAUCCUUUCCUGGUCCUUUUUUAGCGAGGUCCUCUUUAUUGAUAAGGAAAUCAUAUUUAUAUUCAAAUUGAAAAUGAUUUUUAGCGCCAUCUAUUAUCAACUGUUAAAAAGUCCCGAAGAAUUGGAAACAUGAAAAAACUGGAAAAUGAUUUAAUAAAAAUUAACUAGAACAACAUAGCCAAAGCGUGACGUGGUUUAUGGUGACACUUAAGAUGACAACUCCUAUGCGCGAGGAUGGUGGUCCUUUACGAGAAUGGGCACCUCUGGCUAUGCUUCUUGAACAAAUACCUGCAAAGAUUCAAACUGGGCUUUUUACACAUAACAUUAAUUUUACUUGUAUUGAUGCUGUGCCUGAAUUCAUAGCUAUUGGAACUAAUUAUGGAUUAGUAUAUUGGUUUGAUAGAGAUAAACAAGAUCUCCAAAGACUUAGAUGCGAGAAUGUUAAUUCAAAAAUCACAUGCAUCCAAGUAAUAUCAACUGUGGAUUAUAUGGUUGCUGCUGGCAAUGAACAUGGUGUGGUGACUGUAUUUCAGAUACCUAAAAGCCCACCAGCUUCAUUACCAGACAGUUUGAAACCAAAGCAGAAAAAGCAGGUAGAAAGAUACAGUAUAAGCGGUUUGCAUAAUAGUGCAGUAACAACAGUUGAAUGGUCUAAGAAUGGUAUGAAGUUGUUUAGUGGGGAUCAAGAUGGUCUAGUAGUACUUACUGAAAUUGACUUUUAUAUGCAUUUGUCAAAGUCAUCAGAAUUACUAAAUGAAAAGUAUGCAGUAGUACAAUUGAAUUACCAGCAGGGCUUGUUAUUAGUUUCGACGACAUUACGUACGAUAUUAGUUAACAGAAAUGAGAAUGGAAAAGUAACACAAGUUGGUCAAAAAGAACGAAAAACAUUAGGAAAAUUAGGUGCUGUGUUUGGUUGUAGACAAAAUUACAGUCAAGAUUUAGUAAUAUAUGCUAGUAGACCUGGAUUACGUUUAUGGCAGGCUGACAAAACUGGAACUGUUCUGAAAACACUGAUCUUUAAAGAUGCCGUCCGAUCUGGUCAUACGCAAGUGGAACUUUUAAAUCCUGCACCAGAGAGUUCUAAAAGAAAUCGUGGGGAACCAACGUUCGGUGUUAUCUUACCUUUCUGUGAAGAUUUAUUGAUUACAUACAGCGAUGAAGUUAUAUAUGUAGUAAAUCCACAGACCAUUGCUAUAAUGUCUGUUGUAACAGAUUUACGUCGUGUUACUGAUGUUGCUUGUACAAAAGAUGAAAUAUUUGUUUUGGAAGGAGAAAGAAACAUCAUACGUAUUGCAUAUUGUCCGGAUACUAAUAUGUUCUCAUCAGAAGUAAGAAAUACAAUAGAUCCGCUUUUAUCAUUGGCCGAAAUUAGUAAACCGGUUACUAACGGUAUAUUAGAAUUAACUUCUAAAUUGAAAGAAAGCACAAUAGUGCCAGCCAUCCCUUUUCAUAAAAUCAACCCAACUAAUAUUAUUCAAUCCGUCGGUAUCGUACCGAUUGUUACGGCUGAUACCGAUGCAACUUCAAUUGCAAAUGCAGAAGAAGCUCUCGAAGAAUCACCAACGAUUCCUCUAAAUUCAAAUACUUCAUUAUUAUCGGAUCGUGACACGGUAACGGAUAAUAAUGAUCCUGCUGAAAGAAGAAAUGUAGAACAGAAUGAAAGGUAUAACGAUAGAAGGCAAAUAUUUGAAAAGAUUAGUCAGCAAGAAUUUGAAGACGUUGUCUUCACUCCAGAAAAGAAACUUAAAAAAUCACGCAAUAAAAUAAUGAAUGGAAAUGGAAAUUGUUCGUCGUUAUCCGAUGUUGACGAUUUGUCUGUUUUUAAUAAGGAUAAAUUAAAUGCUAAUGAUGCGAAGACUACACACUCUUCCUUAUUAACGCUCAGUAUCGACGAUGAUUUCAUACUGAGAACCGAUAGAAAUCUUGAAUCCAUUCAACGUGAUGUAGAAGAUAAAGAAAAGCUUUUGGCGGACGUGUUGGAUUUCGAUUUAUCGAAAUAUAUGACAAGUAGCCAAAUUGCUGCUACUAAUUCAAAUGUGUCCGAGUCUAUCGAUUCAACUACGUGUGCCGAAUGUAAAAUACAUUCCAAUGGUUCUUCAGCAGAAGAAAAAAAUGAGCAAAAUGAAUACAAUGAACAUAGUGAUCAUACUGAAACUGAAUCUGGAGACGAAGAUGUUAGUUACCGAACUGAGUUGAAGAAGUUGGAAGAUUUAGGUGAAUGUAGGAAGAAGUUACUACAGGAUAAAUUAAACGAUCCUUCAAUACAUACGAAUGAUCGUGAUACAGAUAGACGCAAUGUAGAAGUACAGUUUCGUAUUGUAUCAACAGAGUCUAUAAUGUCAACAACAUUGGAAGACGAAGAUUGGGUUUUAGUGAAGAAAGAUAUGUUUAUAGUUACAACGUAAGAUAAAAUAAUACAUUAUUUUAGAUAAAAUUACAUUAACUUUUAACUAUAGUUUGAAAAAUAAUAGGUUUUAAAUAGAUGUGUUUUUCAUUUUUUGUGCACAUCUAACGAACAGUCUUCAUAUAUUGAAAUCAAAGCACUAUUGUGUAUAAGUUUUUGCAUACAAAAUUGAAAUUUUAAUAACGCAUUUUCUAGUCUUGCUGCAGUGCAAUUUGCAUUUUUAUAAUAAUUCUGAAAAUCAUGUUCAGUGAAUACUAUUUAUUUGAGUAUAUAUGCAUAUUUUUUUAUUUUAUUUAAACUGUAAAAUAUUGCAAUCGUAUUUUUAUUUUAAUGUUUUCGAAUUAAUGAAUAUUUUCCUGAAUGGAAAAUGGCGAGGAACUUUUUUAUGAUCUAUUGUUGUCAAGUAUUACUUGUGUAUUGUUACACAUUUAAAAUAAUAUAGAAGUACCUUGGAUUUAUGAUAUUAGUGUUACAUAUAACAUUCCAAUUUGAAUUUUUGUGACAAAUAGAU